Diospyros lotus (date-plum) is the source of this 3198-nucleotide messenger RNA. RefSeq names its product L-arabinokinase-like. The transcript is spliced from 29 exons. The record is from RefSeq and is a predicted model, not a curated record. Gene Ontology annotation, molecular function: ATP binding. NCBI's taxonomy places the organism in Eukaryota, Viridiplantae, Streptophyta, Magnoliopsida, Ericales, Ebenaceae. The coding region runs from base 130 to 3102 and encodes 990 amino acids.
UCGCCCCCUCCGCGUGUCUAUUACUAACUUCUAUGACCAGUUGAGAAUUCAGAGAGAGAAACCCAGAAUAAUAACACGACGACGGCGAAGAAGAAGCAUCAGAAGAGAGAGAGAGAGAGAGAGAGAGGCAUGAGGAUCAAUGACGGGACCGACCAAGUCUCAGACUCAGGGAAGCGCCUUGUCUUUGCCUAUUAUGUGACUGGCCAUGGCUUUGGCCAUGCCACUCGCGUUGUUGAGGUUGUUCGACACCUGAUUCUCGCAGGACACGAUGUUCACGUUGUGACAGGUGCGCCUGACUUUGUCUUUACAAGUGAAAUACAGUCUUCUCGGCUCUUCAUCCGCAAGCUGGUGCUAGACUGUGGAGCUGUUCAAGCAGAUGCUUUGACUGUGGAUCGUCUUGCCUCAUUGGAGAAGUACUCCGAGACAGCUGUAGCUCCUCGUGCUUCCAUCUUGGCGACAGAAGUAGAGUGGUUGAACUCCAUAAAGGCUGACCUAGUGGUUUCAGAUGUUGUUCCAGUUGCGUGCCGUGCAGCAGCUGAUGCUGGUAUCCGCUCGGUUUGUGUUACGAACUUCAGUUGGGAUUUUAUCUACGCAGAAUAUGUGAUGGAUGCUGGUAAUCAUCAUCGCUCAAUAGUUUGGCAGAUUGCAGAAGAUUAUUCACACUGCGAGUUCUUAAUCCGCCUUCCUGGAUACUGUCCAAUGCCUGCUUUUCGUGAUGUCAUUGAUGUUCCUUUGGUUGUGAGAAGGUUACACAAAUCUCGGAAGGAGGUGAGAAAGGAGCUUGGGAUUGGAGAUGAUGUCAAGCUUGUCAUCUUGAACUUUGGUGGACAGCCUGCAGGUUGGAAGUUAAAAGAGGAGUACCUGCCUUCUGGCUGGCUUUGCCUGGUUUGUGGUGGUUCUGAUAACCAGGAACUGCCUCCCAAUUUUCUAAAGCUUGCUAAAGAUGCAUACACUCCUGAUCUUAUUGCAGCAUCUGACUGUAUGCUUGGGAAAAUUGGAUAUGGCACCGUUAGUGAAGCCCUGUCAUUCAAGUUGCCUUUUGUCUUUGUACGGAGAGAUUAUUUCAAUGAAGAACCAUUUUUAAGAAAUAUGCUGGAGUAUUAUCAAAGUGGUGUUGAGAUGAUUAGGAGAGAUCUACUAACUGGCCACUGGGAACCAUACCUUGAGCGUGCACUUACUUUGAAACCGUGCUAUGAGGGAGGCAUUAAUGGUGGUGAGGUUGCAGCUCGAAUUUUACAGGAUACAGCUGUUGGAAAGAACUAUGCUUCAGAUAAGUUGAGUGGAGCAAGGAGAUUGCGGGAUGCCAUAGUUCUCGGUUAUCAAUUACAGAGAGUCCCAGGACGAGAUCUUUGCAUUCCAGAUUGGUAUGCAAAUGCAGAAAAUGAACUUGGACUUCGUACUGGAUCCCCUACUGCUGCAAUCACUGACAACAGCUUCCAUAUGGAGUCAUAUACUGAGGACUUUGACAUUCUUCAUGGUGAUCUUCAAGGGCUUUCUGAUACGAUGACUUUCUUGAAGAGCUUGGUCGAACUUGAUGCCUUCUAUGAUUCUGGAAAGAGUACAGAGAAGCAUCGAAUGCGGGAACGUAUGGCUGCUGCUGGCAUCUUCAAUUGGGAGGAAGAGAUUUUUGUGGCACGGGCACCAGGAAGAUUAGAUGUAGUUGGAGGGAUUGCAGAUUAUUCUGGAAGCCUUGUCUUACAGAUGCCUAUUAGAGAAGCUUGCCAUGUAGCUGUGCAACGAAAUAAUCCAAGUAAACAGAGGCUUUGGAAACAUGCCCAGGCUCGGGAAAAUGCUAAGCGACAAGGGCCGACACCUGUCCUGCAAAUUGUGUCAUAUGGUUCAGAGUUAAGCAACCGUGCUCCAACAUUUGACAUGGAUUUAUCUGAUUUUAUGGAUGGAGGGCAGCCGAUAUCAUAUCAAAAGGCAAAAGAAUAUUUUGCCCGUGAUCCAUCUCAGAGAUGGGCAGCAUAUGUUGCAGGGGUAAUUCUGGUUUUGAUGAGAGAACUAGGCGUGCGCUUUGCAGACAGUAUUAGCAUGCUGGUUUCUUCUGCUGUCCCUGAAGGCAAAGGUGUAUCUUCUUCUGCUUCUGUGGAGGUUGCUAGCAUGUCUGCUAUUGCUGCUGCUCAUGGACUGGACAUCAGCCCCAGGGACAUUGCUUUGCUCUGCCAAAAGGUAGAGAAUCACAUAGUUGGAGCUCCUUGUGGUGUAAUGGACCAGAUGACUUCAGCUUGUGGUGAAGCCAACAGACUUCUAGCUAUGAUCUGUCAGCCUGCUGAAGUAAUAGGGCUUGUAGAUAUUCCUAGCCACUUACGAUUUUGGGGAAUUGAUUCAGGAAUAAGACACAGCAUUGGCGGUACAGAUUAUGGAUCUGUAAGAGUGGGGACCUUUAUGGGUCGAACAAUGAUAAAAUCUUUUGCAUCUACAAUGUUUUCUCAAUCUUUAUCAAGUGCAAAUGGGAACACUGAUGAAUCAGAAGAGGAUGGUGUUGAACUACUUCAAACUGAGGCUUCAUUGGAUUACUUGUGCAACCUAUCACCUCACAGAUUUGAAGCUCUUUACUCAAAAAUGCUUCCGGAUUCUAUGCUUGGUGAGAACUUUCUGAAGCAAUAUGCUGAUCAUAAUGAUCCAUUUACUAUUAUUGAUAACAAGCGUAGUUAUGGAGUUAGAGCCGCUGCAAGACAUCCUAUAUAUGAGAACUUUCGAGUCAAGGCCUUCAAAGCACUAUUAACUUCUGCUUCAUCAGAUGAACAACUCACUGCUCUCGGAGAAUUAAUGUAUCAGUGCCACCUCAGUUACAGUGCUUGUGGACUUGGGUCGGAUGGAACAGAUAGGCUUGUCCAAUUGGUUCAGGAAAUGCAGCACAAAAAAGUUUCUAAAACUGAAGAAGGAACUUUGUAUGGAGCAAAGAUUACUGGUGGUGGAUCUGGUGGGACCAUUUGUGUCGUUGGCCGGAAUUGUCUUCGGAGCAGUGAACAGAUUCUUGAGAUUCAACGAAGAUACAGAGGCGCAACGGGUUACUUGCCACUUGUUUUCGAAGGUUCAUCCCCAGGUGCAGGAAACUUCGGAUAUCUAAAAAUACGCCGUCGCAACCCUCCCAAUUAGUAGUAGUUUAAUUUAUUAUUGCUGGGGAAAAUAGAUUAAGCAACUGUUUUAUUUUUUAUUAAAGGAACAUCAAAACAUUUAGUUUGAUCCAAAUCC